This is a messenger RNA of Passer domesticus (house sparrow), 1473 nucleotides long. Its product is annotated as serine/threonine-protein kinase PAK 3-like. Lineage: Eukaryota; Metazoa; Chordata; Aves; Passeriformes; Passeridae. The coding region runs from base 718 to 1473 and encodes 251 amino acids. The record is from RefSeq and is a predicted model, not a curated record. Gene Ontology annotation, molecular function: protein serine/threonine kinase activity; ATP binding. Gene Ontology annotation, biological process: regulation of axonogenesis; regulation of actin cytoskeleton organization; intracellular signal transduction. Gene Ontology annotation, cellular component: cytoplasm. The transcript has 6 exons.
UCCCUGGGAGAGGCCAUCACAUCCAGGCCUUCCAGGCCAGGCCCUGUACAAGGUUUUGUCCCUUUUGGUUUAAAGGUCAGAGUUUGUCCUCUCUGCAGCCCUGCUGGAUCGAGGGUGAUGGGCACAAGGACACUUUGCAGCUGUGUUUAGGGCUGUGGGACUGUUCAGCCUUGCUUGUUCAGUAGAAUGGAUCCUGUCCAGGGGGGCCCCAAAUCCAGGAAGGAAUUCCGUCUGCCUUUUGUUUUGGCAGCAGUUCUUUCAUUUGCACAAUGACAAGGCCAGGCCUCCAUCCUGGGAGCACUCCUGAGGUGACAAGGACACACUGCAAAUGACAACAUGUGGGCCCCUGAAGAAAGGAUAUCUGCAAAUACACAGAUGGUGCCCUAGGGGUGCAGCACGACUUUUCUCCUCCUGCCUGUGCUGAGUUGUCCUCCCCACCUGAAUCCUGAAGCUUGGGAAGGGCACUGUGCCAGCAAGGUGCAGUCUGGCAUUUCACUGCUGACCAAACAAGGGCCCCUUCCCAUUGUUCAAGCUGCACAACUGUGGGAAGAAAGGAAAAUGUGUGUGAAUCAGGGCAGCCAGGCUGCCAGAAGGGUUUCGUGGGCCUCCCUGUGUUGUUGUGGGACGCCUCAUGGGAAGUGACCAAGUGAGAGACAGCUGGAAGCUCGGCUGGAGGAGAAGGCUGGGAUUUUUCAAAGAUUGGGAUGUUGCAGUUAAAUGUCCCAAUUCAAGGCUGCUGCUGAUCUCAAACUGGGAGGGGCUGUUGACUCACUUGAGGGACAAGACGCCAUGCAGAGAGAUCCAGAGAGACUGGAGCCUUGGAUUUCCUGUGGGAAAAGCUACCUUCUGGGUGAGCAACUCUGGCUGGUUAUGGAGUACAUGGACUCAGGAGGCACCCUGAGUGAUGUCAUCAGCAAGAGCUACCUGUCUGAAGAGGAGAUGGCAGCCACCAGUCGGGAGUGCCUGCAAGGACUGGAUUUUCUUCACUCCAACCACGUGAUCCACCGAGAUGUGAAGAGCAGCAACAUCCUUCUCAGAACCGAUGGCUCUGUCAAGCUGGCUGAUUUUGGCCUCUCUACUGAGUUCACUCCUGAGCAGAGUGGAGGGUGCUGGGUAGCUGGGACUCCUUGGUGGAUGGCACCUGAAGUGGUGACAGGUCAACCAUAUGGCCCCAAAGUGGACAUAUGGUCUUUUGGAAUUGUGGGAUUUGAAAUGGUAGAUGGAGAACCCCCUUACUGGAACCAAAGUCCUGCCUUGGUUAAACACCUGAUAGCCUCAAUAGGGACCCCACAGCUGCUGCAUCCCAAACUCCUCUCGGCUUGCCUGUGUGACUUCCUGAGCUGCUGCCUGCAGGCAGACGAGGAGCAGCGCUGGUCUGUCAAGGAUCUCCUGCAGCAUCCAUUUGUAGUAUCAGCCAAGCCAGCAUCCAUCCUGGCACCACUUAUUGUCUCAGUGAAGAAGAAGAGGAAGUAG